Molecule: messenger RNA, 1399 nt
Organism: Ahaetulla prasina
Lineage: Eukaryota; Metazoa; Chordata; Lepidosauria; Squamata; Colubridae
Gene: ASMT
Product: acetylserotonin O-methyltransferase
Exons: 8
Coding region: 239-1279 (346 amino acids)
Biological process (GO): melatonin biosynthetic process; methylation
Molecular function (GO): acetylserotonin O-methyltransferase activity
Source: RefSeq, a predicted model, not a curated record
CAGUAUUUUCUUUUAACUCUUGUCCUAUGAGAUUUCCAAGUACUCUAUUUUAAUUGGAUAAAUAAAUCUAUGUUGUUAGGAGAGCAGCCUACAUCAGCACAUUUGUGGAAGUACAGAACACAUGUAUUCAGUGGUAUAAGGACGAUUCAGCUGGACCACCCAGAAUGAUCUACAGGUAGAAUAGGCUUAUUUAAACCAAGAGCAUGAAAAGAUUUCUCUUGUUUGUCUCAGAAGAAGAAUGAGCUCUGCGAAAGAAGUCAACUAUCCUCACAUUCUAAUUCAGUACCAGAAUGGAUUUCUAGUAUCUAAGGUGAUGUUUACUGCCUGUGAGUUGGGUGUGUUUGAUCUGUUGCAAGAAUCAGAAGAAAAGUUGUCAUCCAAAACCGUCGCAGAACGUCUGAGGAGCAGCCUUCCUGGAAUGGAGAGACUGCUGGAUGCCUGUGUGGGUUUGAAGCUCCUAGAAGUAGAAGUGAGCAAAGAAGGAGCUUUUUAUUGCAACACAGAAAUCUCUGAACAGUUUCUCACCAAAUCAAGCCCAAAGUCUCAGUAUCAUACCUGCAUGUAUUACUCCAAAACAAUUUAUCCUUGCUGGCAGUACUUGACAGAGGCUGUAAGGGAAGGCAAGAACCAGUAUGAGAGAGCAUUUGGCAUUUCAUCGAAAGCUGUUUUUGAAGCUCUGUACAGGUCAGAAGAAGAGAUGCUAAAAUUUAUGUAUGGAUUGAAUGCAAUUUGGAGCCUAUGUGGCAGAGAUGUUAUAGCCGCAUUUGAUCUCUCCCCUUUCACUAUGAUUUGUGAUCUUGGUGGAGGUGCUGGGGCUUUGGCCCAGGAAUGUGUUUCACUAUAUCCAGAUUGUACAGUCACUAUUUUUGACCUUCCUAAAGUAAUUCAAACAGCCAAGAAGCAUUUUGUACCGCUAGAGAAACAUCGAAUCAAUUUUUAUGAAGGGGAUUUUUUUAAAGAUCCUCUUCCGGAAGCUGAACUGUAUAUUUUAGCAAGAAUCCUCCAUGACUGGUCAGAUGAGAAUUGUGUACAACUUCUCACAAAAGUACAAAAGUCUUGCAAAACUGGUGGUGGUGUUUUACUAAUUGAAACUCUUCUGAAUGAGGAUAAACGUGGCCCAUUGGAAAGCCAGCUCUAUUCGCUAAAUAUGCUUGUUCACACUGAAGGAAAAGAAAGGUCACCAGCAGAAUAUAGCAAGCUCCUCACAGCAAGUGGUUUCAAGGAGAUCGAAAUUAAGAAAUCUGGAAAGCUCUAUGAUGCCAUUUUAGGAAGAAAAUAAUGGCUUCUUUCACCUUAUUAUAAAUGCAAACAAAGUGAGAUAAUAUACUUGGUCUCAAUGAAAUACAAUUGAGCUAAAUCCCAUUACAAAACAGAAAUUAUAAUAUAAGUCUAAAAAUAU